CAAUCACGAAGUAGACAAAUCCAAAAGCAAAGUGUACCUCAUCUUCUUUCUUCUUUCUUCUUUCUUCUUCUCUUCUCCACCACUAUGCAUCUCUCUUAACAUAACACUUUCUUUCCCAACCAACUAUGAUGAUUAUCGACCCUCCCAUUGCCACCCGCUUCCACCUCUCCUCCUCCUCCACUCGCUUUUCCAAUCUCCAUAAUAACCGUUCAACGUGGAAUGCGGAGGAUGUGAAUGGUGGUGGAUUAGGUUACGUGGCGUCGUGUAGACUUGCUUGUAGCUGCGGUGGUUUUGACGCGCCGUGGAUAAGAAGUAAAAAGUACCUGGGCACUCCAUUUCCCCGGAGAAACAAACUUGUGAAGAAUAGAAUUCGAGUAUCAUCACAACAUCCUAGCUCAGACCAGGAACCUGUAAAGAAAAAUGAGAAGCCAUCCUAUCACCCAUUUGAGGAAAUAGCUGCCUCCACAUUGGAGAUUAGUGAGGAUGUUAGACUUACUGCAGCAGAAACAAGUAGAACUGUUAUUGAGGUUAACAGCAAAGCAACAAUGGUGUUUUCAACUUUCGUUAAUGAUGAAUAUCAUGAUAAUAUUGUUUGGCCAGAUUUGCCAUAUUUGACAGAUGAACAUGGAAAUAUAUAUUUUCAAGCAAAGCCCGGUGAAGAUAUUUUGCAGUCCCUAACUUCAGAAAAUAAUUUUGUGCAAGUCAUAGUUGGUGUGGAUACCAUGGAAAUGAUCUCCGAGAUGGACUUAUCAGGUCCAUCAGAAAUUGACUUUGGGAUUGAGGAAAUUGAUGAUGAAGAUACUGAUGAUUUAGAUGACAGUGAUGUUGAAGAUGACGUAAAUGAAAAUGAAGAUGAGAAUGAGGAUUAUGACUCGGAAUGGCUGGCUGUUCUAUCAGAUGACGAUGAGCUUGACGACGACGAUGAUGAAGCACUUGCAGAUUGGGCAAAAUUGGAGACGAUGCGAUUUUCUCAUCCAAUGGAUUUUGCUAAAAAAUUGACUGAGAUUGCUUCAGAUGAUCCAAUUGAUUGGAUGGAGCAGCCUCCAGCUUGUGUAGUCUUCCAAGGAGUUAUAAGACCUGCGUUUAUUGAAGAAAAUUCUCCAAUACAGAAGCAUCUAUCUGCCAAUCAAUCCAGUACUGCCGAAAUUAGUAAAGUAACAGAAAAUAAAGAAGAAAGUGUUGGUGCGAUUAAUGGUCAUGAGCACAAUAAAGAGUCAUCUGAAGAUAACGCAUCACAAAAGGUGGAAAAUAAUGAGAAUGGUGAUACCCCUUCAGACGAGACUUCCUUUUACAGAUUGGAGAUUGUUAAGAUUCAAGUGUUUUCUGCACAUGGACAUCCUGUUGUCCUUGAAGUAGAAGACUACACGAAAGCUCAACCUGAUGCUAUUGCAAGGUCAUCUUCCAAAAUUAUAUCUCAUUUGAAAGCUGCUGGAGAAUCAGAAAAGACGUUGCAAGCCCUUAAGUCUCUCUGUUGGAUAUGCAAGGGUAUUCAAGUGGAGGAGGCACAACUUAUCUGUGUGGACUCGCUCGGGUUUGACGUAAGGGUUUGUUCAGGAACUCAAGUUCAAACACUGAGAUUCGGAUUCAAGAAAAGGGCUACGUCGGAAUACAGUGCUGAGAGACAACUCAAUGAUAUACUAUUUCCAAGAAAUCACCCCAAGCAACAAAAAACGAAGCAAACACAUCAAAAUGAAUGCUAAAAUGUCACUUCGCACGUGAAAUUUUGUAUGGCUUGUAUGCUUUUGGCCAAUGAUUGUGUACAGAAGUGAAGGCAGGGUAAAUGUCCCAUGCAAAUGCCAAUGAGGUUGUGUAAUUUUUGUUGCAUUUAAUCAAUAAUUGGAAGUAAUGUUUUUCCUCAGUUACUUCCUUGUUAUCCUGUCUCCUAAAUUUUUUUUAUAAACGUUUUCAUACUAUUUGUUGUGCAACAAGUAACUAGAGACGUUAGUCGUGAGAAGCUAAUGAAUUCGCUUGUUGUUCGUCAA
Molecule: messenger RNA, 1982 nt
Organism: Medicago truncatula (barrel medic)
Lineage: Eukaryota; Viridiplantae; Streptophyta; Magnoliopsida; Fabales; Fabaceae
Exons: 11
Coding region: 126-1700 (524 amino acids)
Source: RefSeq, a predicted model, not a curated record